Phialemonium atrogriseum is the source of this 1263-nucleotide messenger RNA. RefSeq lists its product as uncharacterized. Bases 1 to 1263 code for a protein of 420 amino acids. The record is from RefSeq and is a predicted model, not a curated record. NCBI's taxonomy places the organism in Eukaryota, Fungi, Ascomycota, Sordariomycetes, Cephalothecales, Cephalothecaceae. The transcript has a single exon.
AUGGAGCACCUCAACUCCUACGAGGACCUAAGCUCGUUCAUCCGAGUGACGCACGAGACAUGGCACGCCUUCUGGGCCCGGCGACUAAGCAUCCUCCUCUUCCUCGUCCCACGCAUCGUGGGCGACCCCUACAUUGGCAGAGCGAUGGCCCUUCUCCGCGUGGCUGAGCUAACCAACGAGAACCCAGGAUCCGUGACCCCCUUCAAGAUCAUGCACCACGCCGACCUCUACGAGAAAGGGGCCUUCCGGCCGCUGGCCGGCGACGAGGGCCUGCGGCUGCGUCGCCUGGACAUGAUGAUGGACGGGGUCGUGGACCGCUACCGGGUCAGGGGGGACGCGGAAAUCUCCAGGUGCAAGUCCCCCACGAUGAGGGAAUACGAGCAGAGUAUCAAGAGGAUGUUCUACCUGUUCGAGCUGUUCACGGUGGCGCUCCGCUUCCGGCCGGGAUUCCCGCUCGUCUUCCACCACGACGAAGUGCGUAAGGGCACCGUCGUGAUGGGGAGGCAGUGGAACGCGAACCCCCUGGGCAAGAUCUACAACUACGUCUUUUACACGUACCGGGAGGUCCUGGACGGAGUCGACAGGCGCAUCAGCAAGACGAUCAUAGACAUGCAGUACGAAAACGUCCAAGGGAAGAGGCGUGUCAGCCACCACCACCAUCAUCAGCAGCAGCAGCGUCAGCGGCGGCAACCCCUUGCCAUACUUGAUCAGCAGCAUCAGCAGCAGCAGCCCCCCAACGAACCUCACCCAGUGGAUGACACGGAGCCCCUUGAUGUACUUCAGCAGCAACAGCAGCUGCCCAACGAACCUCACCCAGCGGACGACACGGAGCCCCUUGAUGUACUUCAGCAGCAGCAGCAGCCCCCUAACGUACCUCACCCAGCCGACGACGACACGGAGCCCCCGCCGCCCGAGCACUCGAUCUUGCCCUCCUUCGAGCGCGAGACCUUCAUCACGGUGCUGGUGGCCUUUGGGCUGGAGGCCAUGCACGAGAUCCUGUCGUGGGACGGCGAUCGGGUACUGGCGUUCAUACGCCACAACUACAUGCCCAUCAUGGCCUGCAUACACGACCUGAUCCCGCCUCCCACUUUCCCGUGGCCGGCUGGCACCCACACGACAAUGGUCAACGACCUGACGUGGCAUGACCCGCCACUGACGUGGGGGCAGAUCGCGCGGUUGAGGGCCAAGUUCGGGGUGCUGCGGUCGAGGGUGUGCGAUAGCGUUACCAUGCCUACUUCGGUGGCCAUCCCUGUGGUGGGGUAA